Messenger RNA from Branchiostoma belcheri (Belcher's lancelet), 990 nucleotides. RefSeq names its product kelch-like protein 32. Bases 16 to 990 code for a protein of 324 amino acids. Gene Ontology annotation, molecular function: protein binding. The transcript has 3 exons. NCBI's taxonomy places the organism in Eukaryota, Metazoa, Chordata, Leptocardii, Amphioxiformes, Branchiostomatidae. The record is from RefSeq and is a predicted model, not a curated record.
GUUCCCUCGUCUAAGAUGUUACAAGAAGUCUUGUACCCAAACUUUUACAUCUUCCAGACAUUUCAAAGGUUCUGUGAUGUAGCAGUUUGCGUGGAGGGGAAGACAUUUUUCUCACACCGAGCCGUGCUUGCGUGUUGUUGCCCGUACUUCCAUUCCUUCUUCACUUGUGGACUACAGGACAGUCGAGAUGACAUGAUCACGCUACAAGGAAUUUCUUCAGACAGUUUUGCAAAAAUCCUGCACUUCAUCUACACCACAGAGCUUGAGCUGUGCCUUGAGACAGUACAAGAUGUUAUGGUGACUGCCAACUUUCUUCAAGUGCCAGAAGUGUUAGACAUGUGUGCUGAGUUUCUGUACUGUGAAGCAAACUUGGAGAACUGUGCAGAAAUUCUAGGGCUGUGUGAAGACUUCAACCUGCAAGAUCUAAGAAUGAAGAUACUAGAAUAUGUCAGAGACUGUAAGGUUAAAGAUGUGGAGAGUUUGGGCCUGUCCUCACAAGAUUUAGCACUACUGAAGACCCUCCCUGAAAGAAAGCUGGUUGCAGCAGCCUAUGAUUUCUACCUGUACACCGAGGAGACCAAGACAUGGGCCAUGAUCACCUCCCUUCCUGAAGGACCCAGAAGCCAGGAGGCCUUUGAGUCAGCCAGUCUUGGCAGCUGUGUGUAUGUGGUAGGAGGGAAACAGUAUCAACCUUACACCGUAGGUCCUGCUCUGUCUAAAGCACAGGUCUACGAUCUCAAGACUAACACAUGGCGAGACAUUGCCUUCCUACACCAAGAGAGAAAAUACCACUACAUGGUUGGUUUGAAUGGGUGGGUAUAUGCUAUGGGUGGGAUGGACUCUAAGUCGCAAUGUCUCCACUCGGUUGAGAGGUACAACCCUACGGGUGACUACUGGGAAUUUGUUGACUACUUGCCAUUGGAUUUCACCAUGUACUCUGUUACAACCUGCAUGGGUACUGUACUGAGGUACGUCCCUGUAGGUGCUUAG